UCUGGCUCGCAAACUCAGCUGCUCUGGAGGAUCCGUGCGCGGUAAGAAACACCCCGCACCGCGCGGCAGGAUGAAACCUCUAAGUUUCCCGCGUGCCGUAGGCUUCCCUGAUUGCUGAGGUACAUCUGAUCCUGCUAUGACAAGGUGGGCACGCGUUACUACCACACGUAGUAAGAGACCCUUGUCUGCAACAUCAUGGGAGGACAUGAAGAAGCAGUCCUGUGAGGGAACAAGCCAAAACCUACCAAAGCAUAAACAAGUUGGAACCAAGAAGCUGUCCCUUAAAAAUGAUGCACCCCAAGCAAAACAUAAAAAGAACAAAAAGAAAAAAGAAUACUUAAAUGAAGAUGUGAAUGGAUUCAUGGAAUACCUAAGACAGAAUUCACAGAUGGUUCACAAUGGGGAGAUUAUGGCAUCAGACCUUCAGAAAGUAAGGGAAGAAAUUGCAGUUGCUUUAAAGAAAGACAGUCGACGGGAAGGACGACGAGUAAAAAGACAAGCAGCAAAGAAAAAUGCAAUGGUAUGUUUCCAUUGUAGAAAACCUGGUCAUGGAAUUGCAGAUUGCCCAGCCGCCCUUGAAAAUCAAGACAUGGGCACUGGAAUAUGUUACCGGUGUGGGUCCACAGAGCAUGAAAUAACCAAGUGUAAGGCCAAAGUAGACCCAGCUGUUGGUGAAUUUCCUUUUGCAAAAUGUUUUGUUUGUGGGGAAAUGGGACACCUGUCUAGAUCUUGUCCUGAUAAUCCCAAAGGACUCUAUGCUGAUGGUGGUGGUUGCAAACUUUGUGGCUCUGUGAAACACUUAAAGAAAGAUUGCCCUGAAAGUCAGAAUUCAGAUCGAAUGGUCACUGUUGGUCGCUGGGCAAAGGGAAUGAGUGCAGACUAUGAAGAAAUUUUGGAUGCACCUAAACCACAGAAACCCAAAACAAAGAUACCUAAAAUUGUUAAUUUUUGAUAAUGAUUUACUAGUUAGUUGCCAAUUGUUAGUUACCACCUCAUUGCCACUUUCUAAACUGGGCCUACUUCACUAAUUAGAGCUAGGCUCCUUGGAGCCAAAUCUUUAUUAUAGAUAUAUGAUCUGAGGAUACUCAAAAACAGUUUUCUUCAUUCUCUCCAUCAAAGAGUACUUCUAUCACUAUUUGGACAAAAUUACUGAAAAAAAGAAUGAGAUGAUUAAAUUGGAUUUUCUAAAAGAAAGUAUUUUUAACAGAUAGAACUUAGAGGUAGCUAAGUGAUUACAUACCUGAUUGUAACAGUCAUCUUUUUAAAAAGCAAAAUUAUGUAUAAAUGUAAACUACCCCUUAAUAAAGGGCAUUGCUUGUUUUUGGAAAUGAAUUUUUGGUUGUAUUGUUUUCUUGGUUCAGUGUAUCAAUGUGUUGUUAAGGUGGAAAUUUAUAAGUUGCUACAAAGUCUGUAUUUUUAAAAUACUAA
This is a messenger RNA of Nycticebus coucang (slow loris), 1428 nucleotides long. RefSeq names its product zinc finger CCHC-type containing 9 (gene ZCCHC9). Gene Ontology annotation, molecular function: nucleic acid binding; zinc ion binding. The transcript is spliced from 6 exons. Lineage: Eukaryota; Metazoa; Chordata; Mammalia; Primates; Lorisidae. The coding region runs from base 137 to 952 and encodes 271 amino acids. The record is from RefSeq and is a predicted model, not a curated record.